CAUGACGUAGCGCUACAGCCAUAUAAAUUCCAUCCACUCGCUCAUUCAUCAAACCUUUUUUCUUUCACACAAAAAUAACAAAAAAAAAUCAAUAAAAACACCAACCGCCAUUUUCUUUUCUCAAUCAUCAGCUCUCUCUUUCGAAACCCAGCAAAAAAAUGUCAUCAGCAGCAAUGAAAGGAAUAGUUAUAAGGACUACACCGGACGUGAAUAAGCAGAGGCUGUUCAAAGGAAAAUACUUGGAUCAAUAUCAGCUUAACGUUGUUAGAGAUCAGAACCGUUCAGUUUUUGGCGUGGUGAAGCCAAGGUCAUGUGGUCGUGUUGGAGGAAUUAGUACUCGUUGCAUGGUCCAAGAAUGUUGUUAUUUCCUUAGCAAUGGAAAGAACAUGUCGAGUUCGAGACAGAAGAUGCUUGAGACACGGGCACAAGCCAUCCUUACCCUGGUCUCUGAUCCAACACCAACUAUGAAAAAGGCACGCUCUUUUAUUUCUCUUAACCAAAUACUCGGACUGCCUUCUUUGUAUCCAAUAAAUGGAGACCGCUUAACAGCAGAGAGUACACCGCAUGAGGUUGUGAUUGGGUCGAAUAACCUACAGCUUAAGCUGGGAGAGAAAGGAGCAAAACCGGCAGAGAUGUCAAGUAUCGGGUUAUCAGUUCCACAUGGACUUACCAUAUCAACGGAAGCAUGCCAGGAGUAUCAGCAGCAUGGGAUGCAGCUACAAGAAGGCCUGUGGAAGGAGAUAUUGGAAGGCUUGAAGACUGUGGAAGAGGACAUGGGUGCCAUCCUUGGUGACCCUGACAAGCCACUCCUCCUAUCUGUUCGUUCUGGUGCUGCGAUAUCGAUGCCUGGUAUGAUGGACACUGUCCUUAACCUUGGACUGAAUGAUGAAGUGGUUGUUGGUUUGGCUGCAAAAAGUGGGGAGCGUUUUGCUUAUGACUCUUAUCGACGUUUCCUAGAUAUGUUUGGAGAUGUUGUCAUGGGUAUUCCACAUUCAUUGUUUGAGGAGAAGUUAGAGAAAAUGAAAGAAGCAAAAGGAGCUAAACUUGACACUGAUCUAACAUCAUCUGAUCUCAAAGAGCUGGUAGAACGGUACAAGAAUGUUUAUUUAGAAGCCAAGGGUGAAAAGUUUCCUUCAGAUCCAAAGAAGCAGUUAUUGUUGUCUGUUAAGGCCGUUUUUGAUUCUUGGGACAGUCCAAGGGCCAUUAAAUAUAGAAGCAUCAAUCAGAUAACUGGCUUAAAGGGAACAGCAGUAAAUAUUCAGACAAUGGUGUUUGGAAACAUGGGAAAUACUUCAGGGACAGGGGUUUUGUUCACUAGAAAUCCAAGCACUGGUGAAAAGAAGCUGUAUGGGGAAUUUCUAGUAAAUGCUCAGGGAGAGGAUGUUGUUGCUGGAAUUAGAACACCGGAAGAAUUGGACACAAUGAAAAGUUACAUGCCCGAAGCUUACAAAGAGCUUGUUCAGAACUGUGAGAUUCUUGAGCGACACUACAAAGAUAUCAUGGACAUUGAGUUCACAGUUCAAGAUAAUAGGUUAUGGAUGCUGCAAUGUCGAUCUGGAAAGCGUACUGGUAAAGGUGCAGUGAAGAUAGCUGUAGACAUGGCAAAUGAAGGGCUUGUUGAUAAACACACUGCAAUUAAGAUGGUGGAACCACAACACGUAGACCAGCUUCUUCAUCCACAGUUUGAGGAACCUUCUGCUUACAAAGACAAAGUGGUUGCCACGGGCUUACCAGCUUCUCCUGGAGCAGCAGUGGGGCAGAUUGUGUUCAGUGCUGAUGAUGCUGAAGAAUGGCACGCACAAGGAAAGAGUGUCAUCUUGGUAAGGACAGAAACCAGUCCGGAGGAUGUUGGAGGCAUGCAUGCGGCUGCUGGGAUUUUGACAGCAAGGGGUGGAAUGACAUCUCAUGCAGCUGUUGUAGCACGUGGAUGGGGAAAGUGUUGUGUUUCUGGCUGUUCAGAUAUUCGUGUGAAUGAUGCUGAGAAAGUUCUCACAGUUGGAGACAUAGUGAUCAAAGAAGGAGAAUGGCUUUCACUCAAUGGUUCUACUGGUGAAGUGAUUAUAGGAAAACAGCCACUUUGUCCUCCAGCAUUAAGUGGUGAUUUGGAAACCUUUAUGUCUUGGGCUGAUCAAGUUAGGCGCCUCGAGGUAAUGGCAAAUGCUGACACACCCGAAGAUGCACUAACAGCAAGAAAUAAUGGUGCUCAAGGGAUCGGCCUAUGUAGGACAGAACACAUGUUCUUUGCUUCAAAUGAGAGGAUAAAGGCUGUCAGAAAGAUGAUAAUGGCAGUAACACCUGAACAGAGGAAAGCAGCUCUUGACCUCUUACUUCCUUAUCAAAGAUCUGACUUCGAGGGAAUUUUCCGUGCAAUGGAUGGUCUUCCAGUAACAAUCCGAUUGUUAGACCCUCCUCUCCAUGAAUUUCUACCAGAAGGUGACUUAGAACAGAUUGUAAGUGAAUUAACUUCAGAGACUGGCAUGACUGAAGAUGAAGUUUUGUCAAGAAUUGAAAAGUUAUCAGAAGUGAAUCCCAUGCUUGGUUUUCGCGGCUGCAGGCUGGGGAUAUCAUACCCUGAAUUAACUGAGAUGCAGGCGUGUGCCAUCUUUCAGGCUGGUCUCUCAAUGAGCAACCAAGGAGUUAAAGUUCUUCCUGAGAUAAUGGUUCCCCUUGUUGGAACUCCGCAGGAACUUGGUCAUCAAGUUAGUUUAAUACGGAGUAUUGCAAAGAAAGUGUUCUCUGAGAUGGGUUCUUCCUUAAGCUACAAGAUGGGGACAAUGAUUGAAAUCCCCAGAGCUGCCUUAGUUGCCGAUGAGAUUGCAAAGGAAGCAGAAUUCUUCUCCUUUGGGACCAACGAUCUUACACAAAUGACAUUUGGGUAUAGCCGAGAUGAUGUUGGCAAAUUUCUCCCCAUAUACCUAUCCAAUGGCAUUUUGCAAAGUGAUCCAUUUGAGGUUCUUGAUCAGAAAGGUGUAGGCCAACUCAUCAAAAUUGCCACAGAAAGGGGUCGAGGAGCUAGGCCUAACCUGAAGGUUGGAAUUUGUGGAGAGCAUGGAGGGGAGCCUUCUUCUGUUGCAUUCUUUGCAGAAGCUGGAUUGGAUUAUGUUUCAUGCUCUCCAUUUAGGGUUCCAAUUGCCAGGCUAGCAGCAGCACAAGUUGCCAUCUGAUAGCACCAAGCAAGCAACUCCAUAUCAGAUGCUUCAGUAGCUUUAAAUAAAUUUCUUGCUAAAUUAUUUAUAGAAGUAACACCCACAUUAUAGUGGUAUAUAAGCAUAAAUAGGAAAAGUCAGCUCCUGAUAUUGACAAAAUGGAGUUUGAGGAAAAUAAAAAUAAAUCACUUAAUUUGGCAUUUGCCUGUGAGGCUAAGGAUAAGAACAAGAUGAAGCUCAAAAGCCUUAUCUGUGUUGCAUGCCCAUAGUUUUGGUGUUGCAGUAUUAAUCAAACCCUCUGAUUAUAGCCAAUGAUAAGUUAAAACUAGUGCCAUCCAUCCUUUUCUAUGUCUUUGCAAGUGUAUAAAUCUUAUCUAAUCCUUACUCAUCAAUUCUGUCUUUAUAUUGGGAUCCUUCUCUUU
This is a messenger RNA of Durio zibethinus, 3568 nucleotides long. The record is from RefSeq and is a predicted model, not a curated record. Lineage: Eukaryota; Viridiplantae; Streptophyta; Magnoliopsida; Malvales; Malvaceae.